Messenger RNA from Arabidopsis arenosa, 922 nucleotides. NCBI's taxonomy places the organism in Eukaryota, Viridiplantae, Streptophyta, Magnoliopsida, Brassicales, Brassicaceae. The record is from the annotation of a GenBank genome assembly.
AUUACAAAACUUCCCCUUUUCCCAAAUCAUCCUUCUUCAACGUUCGCCUUCCCAUCAAGAACAAUCAACAAAUCUCUUGCAACAAAGCAAACAAUUUGAGAAUGGAUUCGUCUAAGGGAAUUCAAGAACAGAGGAUUGUGAUUCCGAACAGACACAACGAGAAGCUGGUUGGUCUACUUCAUGAAACUGGUUCAACAGAAAUUGUAGUCUUGUGCCAUGGAUUUCGAUCAAACAAGAAUAACCAAAUUAUGAAUAAUGUGGCUGCUGCUAUAGAGAAAGAAGGAAUCAGCGCUUUUCGUUUUGAUUUCUCUGGGAAUGGAGAGAGUGAAGGCAGUUUCUAUUAUGGUAACUAUAACCAUGAAGCUGAUGAUCUACAUUCUGUUAUCCAAUACUUCUCUAACAAGAACCGUGUGGUUCCUAUCAUUCUCGGGCAUAGUAAGGGAGGUGAUGUGGUUCUCCUCUAUGCCUCCAACUAUCACGAUGUCCGCAAUGUAAUCAAUCUCUCGGGACGUUAUGAUCUUAAAAAUGGCAUAAGGGAACGUCUUGGUGAAGAUUUUUUGGAAAGAAUUAAGCAACAAGGAUUCAUUGAUGUUGGAGAUGGAAAAUCGGGGUAUCGUGUUACUGAGAAGAGUUUAAUGGACAGGUUAAGCACUGAUAUUCAUGAAGCUUGCCUCAAGAUUGACAAAGAAUGCAGGGUCUUAACGGUUCAUGGAUCGGCUGACGAGGUAAUACGUGUGGAAGAUGCGAAGGAGUUUGCAAAGGUCAUACCGAACCACAAGCUGGAGAUUGUGGAAGGAGCUAAUCAUUGUUAUACCGAGCACCAAAGUCAAUUAGUUUCAACAGUUAUGGAGUUCAUAAAGACAGUCAUUGUGAUGAACAACUGAGAAAACUGAGAAAAUCCAAAUAAAGUUGGAACAUUGAA